AUGCUAACAGACGACCUCCCUUGGCCGGAGCUCGGUAAUGUCUCUCGCGGCGCCACCAGGGGAAACCAAGGCCAGAAAGGUGUUCUGGGCUCUCCAGACGGCGAGGGGCGCUGUCUGCUGCAGCUGCGCGUGCAGCCGGGCGUGCUCGCGGUGCGCCUCAAUCGCCAGGCUAGCGAUUGGUACCGCACGCUCGACACCGAGGUCAACCGCGCACUGAAGCUCACGAAGACGUACUGGCGCAAGGCGCGGCGCCGGCAGGACUACGACGCGCGCGCGGACCAGGACCACAUGGAGCUGCACGAAUGGCUGCAGCAGCUCAAGGACAAAGUGAUGUCGCACCUCGAGGUGCUCAUGCAGAAGGGCGAGAUCCAGGGCCCGCCGUACAUCAUGCCCGACAACAUCGAGCUCGCCUUCCUCCGCGGCUUCAUCGAGCGGCAGGCGACAGGGGUUCCACAUAAUCCCCGCCUCCGCCGCGCCUUCGGGCAGACUCGGGCACUUGGUUUGGACCCGGGGGCCGGACCAUCGAAGCUCGGCGCGUCCUCACCAUCGAUAUCCCUCGCCGGGUGGAAUGGGCUAGCGGAUAAAGACGCGAAGGACGAGGACGCCACACCGCCGGCGUCUACGCCAGAGCAAGGGACAUCCAGUUCGCUGCUGAAUGAAGUAAAUCACAACAGUGAGUGCUCCGCUUUUCGACGGACGAUGGCCGGUGCAAAGGCAGCGCUGGCUCGGGCACAAAGGGAGACACAAGAUGCGUUCGCCCGCUACACGGCUUGUUUGGACACCGAGGCGCAGAUUCGGCAACAACUGAGCAUUGCCGAGGAGCGGAGAGACGGGCUGAGUGAGUGCAAUACUGCUUCCGGGAGGUGA
Trametes versicolor FP-101664 SS1 is the source of this 867-nucleotide messenger RNA. RefSeq lists its product as uncharacterized. Bases 1 to 867 code for a protein of 288 amino acids. The record is from RefSeq and is a predicted model, not a curated record. The transcript has 3 exons. Lineage: Eukaryota; Fungi; Basidiomycota; Agaricomycetes; Polyporales; Polyporaceae.